AUGAUGCUGAUAAUCGUGAUGAUGAUGCCACGCGUCGCCGCCGCCCACGCCCUCGGAGGGGCCGGUCUUCGUGCGCAAGCGAGGUGGCAUCUGCCGCAGCCGCUGCCGCCGCCGCCGCCACCCCACGAUGACAUGGUGGUCGGCACUGACGGCCUCGUUGACGGAGGCCCAGUGCGCAUGCGCGAACAGCGCAUCCUGCGGCGUCGUCCGGGCCUCCCACGUAUGAGUCGAGUCCCGUGCUGGUCGCCAACCGUCCUACGACCCGACCGCGAGGCACGAAUCGAGGACCGAGUCGAGGAACGACGCGUCUUUGCCAUCUCCGCCCUCCCACAGCAUCUCCUCCUCGUCAAUGUCCAUGGCGUCGCCGUCGCCAAAGCCGUUGGCGCCCGCAAAGUCGGCGCCCGCGAGCGGCACAAUGUCGAGGCCGCUGCGCGUCGUCGGCGAGCUCCAUGA
Verticillium dahliae VdLs.17 is the source of this 453-nucleotide messenger RNA. RefSeq lists its product as uncharacterized. The coding region runs from base 1 to 453 and encodes 150 amino acids. Lineage: Eukaryota; Fungi; Ascomycota; Sordariomycetes; Glomerellales; Plectosphaerellaceae. The transcript has a single exon. The record is from RefSeq and is a predicted model, not a curated record.